CACUCCCGUGGCCUUUCGCUUAUUGGUUUUUCGGUCUGUCCGGCGGCGGCCUGAGAAAACGGUCGAUGCACCUUGGUUGGUGCUAAAUCGAUCAAAAAGAAAACGAUCAUCGAUUCAUUUGACAGCUCUCGGCUGUGCUGUGUUUACAUCACGCGUUUGUUUACAUCGGUCGUUUGCCCCAGCGAAAAGUAUGCCGAACGCGCGAUUCACCAACGAAACACACCCAUUCCUACAAUAAUGUCGCUGUUUCACGCAAAUGCUGGCCAGGCGGAGAUUAUACGCACCGUGCAGAAGGACCAGGAACACAUCGAGUACGUCCGGGCGGCACUGAGCGAGGUGCUGCUGCUGCUCAGCCAGCGGCACUGGUUCCGGUACAAUGCGCUGUGCAAGCUGGUGGCGGAGGUGCUCUACCACCAUUACGCCAUCCUGCACAAUCUGCAGACGCUGGGCGAAGAGUACACCGGCAUCAUACAGGUGGACGCGAACUACGUGAUGCUGCCGAACAAGGCCCUGCAGCUACUCGCCAUCCUGCUCGAGUACGGCGGGGAGCAUGUUGUCGACCGGGUGCUGACCUACCUGCAGACCGAGAUCGAUCGGAGCGAGGAGCUGCUCGAGUCGGUCAAGACCGGCCUACACAAGCUGAUUGACACACUGCGCGUGGUGGUCCCGUACGUGCGCGGCUUCCACACCAGCCUGUUCUACAUCCACGGCGGAAAGUAUCACAUCUCGAAGCGCUUGACCGGCAUAAACUAUGUGCUGAUACGCAACUGGCUCAAGGAGGACCAUUCCGUCUACGGAUAUAAGGCGCUGGGAUACGUGACACUCACCCAGCUCGUGCUAGCGCUUGCCGCCCGCUACCAGCAGUACCGGUCGCAACCGAGCCAUGCAAAGGUGGUCGCCCCGUCGGUACGGUCGGCGGAAAGGAGCCGGACGGCAUCGGGGACGCUGCCCGGGCGCAACUGUGCGCUCUGCAUGGACACGGCGCAGGCCAUCACCGUGACGCAGUGCGGCCACCUGUUCUGCUGGCAGUGCAUAUUGCACUGGCUCGAUCAGCGCCAGGUGUGUCCGAUCUGUCGCGAAUCGGUCAAGAAAACGCGCGUGGUUCGGUUGCAAAACUUUUCCGUCGACCCGGAACGCACCAGCUAGCCGUGUGCAACGAACGCUCAAUGCAGACUGAAGGGUUUUUAACGCUUCAAAAGAGAUUUUUACGUUCCAAAGAAGCUACUGGUUAGGUAACAUGCUUUAUGGGGUAGGAUACACUACAGGGAGUGCUUCGUGUGCAGCAUUCUGCUCGUUUCGGACUGACUGUGCUUAAGCAUGCGUUGAAAUUUAGUCGAUAGGCAAACAUCCGUUAUCGUUAAAAAAAGCAUAAUAUUCAAUAUUCAUCGUACUAUGUUCGGAACAGUUUGUGGGUUUGUUUGUUCUUUUUCGUUACCGUUUUUUAUGGUUUAGUUUCAGUUUUGGGAAAGCUUGGCUCUGUUAUUUACAAAGGAAAUAAAAACGUAUCAUACAACAAUA
Molecule: messenger RNA, 1518 nt
Organism: Anopheles coluzzii
Lineage: Eukaryota; Metazoa; Arthropoda; Insecta; Diptera; Culicidae
Gene: Pex10
Product: peroxisome biogenesis factor 10
Exons: 2
Coding region: 238-1146 (302 amino acids)
Biological process (GO): protein import into peroxisome matrix
Cellular component (GO): peroxisomal membrane
Molecular function (GO): zinc ion binding
Source: RefSeq, a predicted model, not a curated record